AUGACAUACUCGCGAGUCGGUGUGGUGACGGGCGCCAACAAAGGCAUCGGAUACGCGAUCGUCCGCCAGCUUGCGCUGCAAUACCCCAAAUCUCACCUGAACAACGGAUCAUUCCUCAUCUACCUGACGGCUAGAGAUAAGUCUCGAGGCGAGCAGGCGGUCAAGAACAUUCAAGGCGAUGCGGACCUCAAGCAGGCCAAGGCCCUGUCCGCACACGGCGGCGCUACCGAGAUCAAGUACCACCAGCUUGAUAUUUCAGACACCGACAGCAUUUCGGACCUCUCCUCGUUCCUGAAGAAGGAACACCCCGAUGGCGUCGACUUUGUUGUCAACAAUGCCGGCAUCGCGAUGCAAGGAUUUGACUCGAACGUGGUGAAGAACACCCUGGCGUGCAACUACUACGGCACCCUCGAAGCGACGAGAGCCUGGAUACCCGUUCUCAAGCCCGACGGCCGCAUCGUCAACGUCGCAUCGGUGUCCGGGGCGCUGAGCCAGUACUCGCCCGAGAUCAAGAAGCGCUUCCUCGACGCGCAGUCGGUCGCCGACGUCACCAAGCUCAUGGAGGAGUUCACCGCCGCGGUGGAGAAGGGCACGCACGAGAAGGACGGAUGGCCGAGCGCGGCGUACGCCGUCUCCAAGGCCGGCGAGAUCGGUAUGACGAGGGCGAUCGCCAGGGAGUUGCAGGACAAGGGAAGCAAGUUGCUGGUCAACUCGUGUCAUCCGGGCUAUGUCGUGACUGAUAUGACUCGCGGAGGGGGGACCAAGACCCCGGACGAAGGUGCGCAGACUCCUGUCCAUCUGGCGAUUGCGGACAUUGGCGGGAAGACGGGAGAGUAUUGGUCUGAUGAGAAGGUUGCGAAGUGGUAA
Molecule: messenger RNA, 867 nt
Organism: Colletotrichum higginsianum IMI 349063
Lineage: Eukaryota; Fungi; Ascomycota; Sordariomycetes; Glomerellales; Glomerellaceae
Product: Carbonyl reductase
Exons: 3
Coding region: 1-867 (288 amino acids)
Molecular function (GO): oxidoreductase activity
Source: RefSeq, a predicted model, not a curated record